AUGUCAGGUGGUCUUGGAUAUGUAGAGCGUUGUCCCUUCUUUGCUGAUUCAAAGGCUGCGUUUAACUUUUGGAGUAGUUUGGUGAAAGCGCUUUCUGUCUUCUUUUCUUCCUCUUUAAGGUUUUCUGGCCUGGGUGUUGCUGGGGUUGUGAAAGUUCUUAGAGUCUCCUCCGCGUCUCCGGAUGAUUGCUGCUGUCUACGCUCCGCGAGUCUUGCGAGAAAUGCUGCUCUUCUUUCGUCAAAUCUACGACGCCUUUCUGACCUACUUAUUGGCUUGUCAACGAUAGGCUUUUGUUUCUUAGAAGGAAUUUUGAGAAACGCGGCAAAAUGGAGAGUGGAGAUGGAUCAAUAG
Cylicocyclus nassatus is the source of this 351-nucleotide messenger RNA. The record is from the annotation of a GenBank genome assembly. Lineage: Eukaryota; Metazoa; Nematoda; Chromadorea; Rhabditida; Strongylidae.